Messenger RNA from Aspergillus versicolor CBS 583.65, 1108 nucleotides. RefSeq names its product putative replication factor-a protein. Gene Ontology annotation, cellular component: DNA replication factor A complex; site of double-strand break; chromosome, telomeric region. Lineage: Eukaryota; Fungi; Ascomycota; Eurotiomycetes; Eurotiales; Aspergillaceae. The record is from RefSeq and is a predicted model, not a curated record. The coding region runs from base 222 to 1043 and encodes 273 amino acids. The transcript has 3 exons. Gene Ontology annotation, molecular function: DNA binding. Gene Ontology annotation, biological process: DNA replication; double-strand break repair via homologous recombination; nucleotide-excision repair.
AUCAACUUUUUUUCUGAUAACGGUAAAAUUCCAAGGCGGUGAAAAUCCGGAUCAUCAGUAGAUCCGGAUUGAUGUGCAAACCGUGCAAACAAAUCAAGCUCCCCGCGACGCGUCCACCCAGCGAAACACGUCCCGAAGAGGUAAAAUGACUGCUUCCACAGCUUGUCGAUAUCGUUACGCGGUUUGAGCUUCACGCAUAUAUUCGAGACUCAGACACAACAAUGGACUACGGCUAUGGGGGUGCUUCAUUCGGAGGUGGCGGCGGUGGCUUCGUGCCCGGAGAAACAACCAGUCCAUCUGGUGGAAGGUCAGAGGCAAACAACACAACCCUCCGCCCAGUAACAAUCAAACAAAUCCUUGAUGCCACCCAACCCUUCCCCGAGGCCAACUACACAAUCGACGGGCAAGAUGUCUCGAGCAUCGUCUUCGUCGGCCAGGUUCGCAACAUCAGCACGCAGGCAACAAACGUCACAUACAAGCUCGAUGACGGAACGGGCGAAAUCGAAGCAAAGCAGUGGGUUACUCCCAGCGAGGACAUGGACACAACGGACGACCUGGGCAAGGAAGGGAAGGACCGUAAUGGUGUCGACGUCAACGGAUAUGCGAAGGUGUUUGCCAGACUAAAGUCGUUGAUGGGCGACCGUAAGGUUCUUAACGCGCAUUGCGUGCGGCCGUUGACGGAUAUCAAUGAGUUGCAUUUCCACUUCUUGGAAUCUGCAGCGGUGCAUUUGUUCCAUACGCGGGGCCCACCGCCGAGUGCCGGAGGUGCUGGUGGAACUGGUGCUGGUGCUGGUGCUGGUGGUGAUGCGGCGAUGGGGGGACUUGAUGGGACGGGUGGAGCGCUCCCAGCUAUGACUCCAGUCGCGAAAAGGGUGUUUAACCUGUUGAAGACGGAGCCGCAAACGAAUGAGGGCUUGCAUGCGCAGCUGAUUGCAGCGAAAUUAAGCCUUCCUCCGUCGGAUGUGGUGGGGGCAGCUCAUGAGUUGAUAAAUGCUGGGUUGAUCUUUUCGACUAUUGACGAUGACACUUAUAGUGUUUGGUAGAUUUCUGUCAUCCAAGUAUCAAAUGAAUGAUUUCCACGAAUCUUAUACCGGCUGAAUCAAAAAAA